CGUCACUCUCUCAGUUCUCUGUCUGGUCCGGCGAAGAGGAGGAGGAGCGCUCGAAGGCCCGCCCGGAUGUGCCAAGAAGGAAAGGCAAGGAAGGCGCAGGGAUUGCCUGAGCGCCUUUAAAGGUUAAUCAUGGCUGCUUCCAGCCUUAGUCGAUGUUGUUAUUUUGGACACCAUGGGACCUUUGCAAGGAUGCAGAUGAGAUGCUCAAGAAAAGCCUCGAGUCUAUGGGUCAACGGUAGUUCUCCUUGCAAAAUGACAACAAAAAUUAUAAGGCCAUUGACAAGAACGAUGCUUAAGCCACCUACUUCCCAUUCCUUGGCCAAAAGAAGUCUCCAUGCCACCCAGCUUCAUCUCCAGGAAGUGAUGCUUACCAGUGAGCGAUAUGGGGUGCAAAGGUUGCCCUUCGCUCGUGUGUCUGAUGCUGACCUGUCUUUCUUUGAAUGUCUUAUGCCUGGCAGAGUUGUCACAGAUGUAGAUGAACUGAAACUCUUUAAUGUGGACUGGUUGAAAUCAGUGAGAGGCUGCAGUAAAGUGUUGCUGAAACCACAGACAACGGUGGAGGUAUCUGAGAUUCUCAGGUAUUGCAAUGAGAGGAACCUGGCUGUGAAUCCCCAAGGAGGGAACACUGGCCUCGUUGGGGGCAGCGUCCCUGUCUUCGAUGAGAUCAUUCUCUCCACGGCUCUUAUGAAUCAGGUUAUCAGCUUUGACACUGUUUCAGGGAUCUUGGUUUGUCAGGCUGGCUGCAUUUUAGAAAACCUCAACAAUUAUCUAGAGGAGUUGGACUUCAUCAUGCCCCUUGAUCUAGGAGCAAAGGGCAGUUGCCACAUUGGAGGGAAUGUAGCUACAAACGCUGGUGGUUUGCGACUCCUGAGAUACGGCUCUCUCCGGGGGACAGUCCUAGGAUUAGAAGUGGUAUUGGCGGAUGGUUCCCUUCUGAAUUGUUUGACAUCUUUGCGGAAGGACAACACUGGGUAUGACUUGAAGCAGCUCUUCAUUGGAUCAGAAGGGACGUUGGGAAUCAUUACUGCGGUGUCCAUCCUCUGCCCGCGGAAACCCAAGGCUGUGAAUCUUGCAUUUCUUGGUUGUCCAAGUUUCUCUCAGGUCCUGCAGACCUUCACCACUUGUAAAGGGAUGCUAGGUGAGAUCCUGUCUGCCUAUGAGUUCAUGGACAGUGAAUGCAUGAAGCUAGUGGAGAGACACUUGACGCUGACUAGUCCAGUGGCAGAUAGUCCUUUCUGCGUGUUAAUUGAGACUUCAGGCUCCAAUUCAACUCAUGAUGAAGAAAAACUGAGUCAUUUCCUGGAACACGUAAUGGCCUCCAACUUGGUCAUAGCGGGAACUCUGGCUUCUGAAGAUACAAAGAUAAAGGCACUGUGGGCUUUACGGGAGCGGAUCACAGAGGCCCUGACAUGCGAUGGAGCUGUUUACAAAUAUGACAUUUCCCUCCCUGUGGAGAGGCUGUAUGAUCUUGUGACCGACAUGCGGGAACGUCUGGGCAGAAGUGCCAAGAAUGUGGUGGGCUAUGGCCAUCUAGGAGAUGGAAACUUGCACCUGAACAUCACAGCAGAGUCCUACAGUCAUUCUCUCCUGGAUGCCAUUGAACCCUAUGUGUACGAAUGGACUUCCAAGUACCAGGGAAGCAUCAGUGCAGAACAUGGCCUGGGCUUCAAGAAGAAGCAUUAUAUCCAUUACAGUAAAUCUCAGGAGGCCGUCCUUCUUAUGCAGCAGUUCAAGACCAUGUUGGAUCCCAAAGGAAUCCUAAACCCUUACAAAAUGUUACCGGCAAAGACGACUUGAUUUGAUUUCUACCUAAGGAUAGAACUAUUGGUAGCCUCUCACGGGGAGAUUUUUUUGCUUCAUGUGCAUAACUAGCUACAGACAAAUUGUGAAAUCACAUUUGGAAAUCACAUUUUCUGCGGUGAAAAAAGUUGCAUUGUCUUCCUCUUAUUGUAUACCACUUGCUCUAAAUUGUCUAGAAAGGAAGAACAAUUAUAGCUUUAGGCACCCAAUUUUCUAAGCAUUUUACCUUCAAGGCCUCAGACCUGUCCUUAUUUUUGAGAUGAUCCUUCAAAUGUUAUUGGAUUCUAACACCCAUCAACCCCAGCCAUUUCCUACAGUCAGGAGUGAUGUGAUUUUUUACCUUAAUCCACACAGUAUUAUUUAAUGUUUAAUUUUUGUAUUACGCUUUUUAAACUAUGACCAAAGUUUGGGAUUGUUAGCUGCCUUGAGUCUCCAUGGGGAGAAAGGCGGAGUAUAAAUAAAGUAAAUGAAUAAUAAUGAUAACAAUUCGUAGUAUAUAUGUUCUUCAUCCCUGCUAUGGGCUUGGAAGUUGAUAAACUAACCCAUUUGGGAAUAUGCUAGGAAAUAUAAUUUAUUGGACGACAUUACAAAUAUUUGCAUGAACUCGCAUAUCCAAAAUCCAACCAAUGGCAAGAAUAUUUUUAUGUACUUCAACUUGAUGGAAGAAAAUAAACAUUUUACUUUUCUAUUCUGUUGAGAAAAACAUAUAAGGAAAAAAAUAUUAUGCAUAAGGAAACAACAAGCAUGAUCACAUUGCUACAUAUUGAUCACACAAGUAUGCCAUCUAGUUUCUGACUUUUUCUUUCCAGGAAAUGUCAUUUAAAAAUGUUAUUUCCAUUAUACUAGGGGCUAAAUGCUGAUUACAGGCCACAUACAGAUUCCCACGGUAAUUUUGGGGAUCCCCACGGGUCAAUCCAUUUUAGCGGAUACAAGGCUUUUGAGCCACCUUGUGCUGCACUUUAAAAAUGGGGAGUGACUAUUUCAAGACCUCAGGUUUCUGUGCUUUCACAGGGUUUUUCUUCUACUUACAAUUUAAGCAAUUGAAAAGAUUUCUAUUUUAAAGAUUCCAGAAUUCCAAAACUGCUGGUACCGUCCCUGGAAAGUCAUGCCUGGAUGGUAUUGUUUCAGCAACGUAACUCUGAUUAUGAGUUGCCCACCCCUGAUAUAGACUAUUGGGUGCAAUGAAAUUAUUUUUGCUUGAUAAACAGGUUUGAGAAGCAAGGAAUCAAGAUAAUAGGCUCACUUUGAUACUACACCUUUAUAUAGCACUUCAAUUCUGCUUGUCUUGCAUGCUUUCUCUUGAAUCCUUAAGUAUUGGAAAUCCAAGACAAUUGAAGCACUUGGAUAACUAAAUAUCUCUCCAUAAACUGCAAAUUCCAGGAUCCAGCAAGCUAUCAGGUGUCCAGAGAAGGCUGACCAAGAGAAAAGUGAUCUGAAAGAAAUUAACCCCUGCUAUGAACCUACCAGAGUACUAAGAUAUUUAGGGGGAAGGCUUUCUUUCCAUCCUGCCUUUCAUUAGCCUCAGGAGCAGAAGGGAUAUCAAAAUCUUGCUUCUGGCAAUGUGGUUGUAAUUUAUAUUUAAUCAAUAUAAUGGAUUGGUUUUCAUUGUAUCUUUUUUGUACUCAGUUAUAAACAAUGUAAUAUUUUAUCAAGCUGUUCCUGUAAUAUUUUCCCAUGCUUUUAAUUAUAUCCUUUGUUCCAUCCUAAUAUGGCUUGUUUCCCAUUAUACUGUGUGCACACUUGUUUUACAUGUGUUUAAGACAUAUAUAACUAUUGCAUUGCCUUAUGGUUUGUUGACAAUAAUAAAGGCAUACAUACAGUCCUGCUACAA
Molecule: messenger RNA, 3631 nt
Organism: Anolis carolinensis (green anole)
Lineage: Eukaryota; Metazoa; Chordata; Lepidosauria; Squamata; Anolidae
Gene: d2hgdh
Product: D-2-hydroxyglutarate dehydrogenase
Exons: 10
Coding region: 130-1797 (555 amino acids)
Cellular component (GO): mitochondrion
Molecular function (GO): catalytic activity; FAD binding
Source: RefSeq, a predicted model, not a curated record